Messenger RNA from Astrephomene gubernaculifera, 2118 nucleotides. Lineage: Eukaryota; Viridiplantae; Chlorophyta; Chlorophyceae; Chlamydomonadales; Astrephomenaceae. The record is from the annotation of a GenBank genome assembly.
CUGGAACGUUAACAUCGGUACAGACGAAAUAGGGGAUAGACAAAGCCCUUCAAGGUAUAUGUUCACGCGUUCGUUGUUCGCUACUCGGCUACAGCUUUUGCCGUGCAGACGGAGCCAUGCCUCGGCAGAUCUGAAAACCGCUACCGCUUGUGGUGCUUUAUGGGCAACGGUGACGGAUGACGCUCCCUGAGCCUGGGCACGGUUCUACCUCGGGAGGCUUCCUUGAAAUGCUUUAUAAUGAACAAAAGCAAGGAAUGCUCGAAUAUAGGAGUACAUGUAACCGAGACGACAGUCAGUCUAUGGGGACAGGCGCUAGCGAGCCUCUAGCCGCCCCUGACGAACUACCGCAACAACAACAGCAACAGGAUGCGCAGCAGCAAGAACAGGAGGCGCAGCAGCAACAACAAGAGCCCCAGCAGCAGCCAUUACAAGAGCCCAAGCAGCAGCCAUUACAAGAGCCCCAACAGCAGCCGCAACAGCACCAUCAGCAGCAAAAACAGGAGCCACAGCCGCAACACCCUCCUCACCUACCCUCCUCUGAGCAGCCGUCACAUGUCGCACCCUUGGAACCGCAGCCAGCUCAGCCACUCCCUCCACAGCAGGAGCAGCAGCAACCCGCACAGGGACCCGCACGGACCCCGUCCGGAAACGACCAACCGCAGGCCCCAACGCCACGGGUCCGGCGCAAGAGAAAGAACGAGGCUGGCAACUCUCAGGCGGCUGGAGCUGCUGCUGCUGCUGCUGCUGCUGAUGGCACAACCAGACGGACCCGCGCACGGACUGCCAGCGACGCUUCGGCCAGCCAGCAAGUACAACGGCAGCAGCAGCGGCGGCGGCAACAGGAAGCCGUUGCAUCUGGCAGCUCAGGGGAGGCGGUUGCGGGGUGUCGGCCGAACCAGGGUAGGCGGAAGGCAGGCCCCCCUUCCGACAUCUACCCAGAUGGCAGAUCGCUGUGUGAGAGCUUCGUAAGUAACAAGCGAAUCCUCCUGUGCGGGGCCAUGGUCCAGGAGGGCGGAGUGUUUAAGGAACUGUACGACCUGAAAAAACACGGGCAGCUCGGACAGAUCACAUUCGUGGAUGCGAACGGCGCCCCGAAGUGGCAGGUCAGGCCGACGAAACGCAGGUCCCAAGACAUUAUUAUAGAAGAAGAUAAAAUGAAGGAACUGUAUGACCACUACGAGGCGCGGGUGGAGGAUGUGGUCAGGUUUGAAAAGAUUGACCUGACCACGUACUACAUCCGCUGCAUCCACAAGCCCCGAGAAGGCGCCGCAGCGGCUGACGAACACCCCCACGCGGGCAACGACGGCAACCAACACGCAGCCAACGCCCCCAACGGCCAAGCGGACGUCGCUGCCCCGGGCGCGGCGACCCAUGGGUCCGCGGAUGACGCCGCUGCCCCGGGCGCGGCGACCCAUGGGUCCGCGGAUGACGCCGCUGCCCCGGGCGCGGCGACCCAUGGGUCCGUGGACGAGGCAGCUGCCCCGGGCGCGGCGACCCACGGGUCCGUGGACGAGGCAGCUGGCGCCGGCAGCGCAGCAGCCCACCUGAGCCCUGAACCUGCACCUGAGAGCCACGCAAGCGGGAGUGCGGCUGCUGCUGCUGCUGCAUCAGACGCCUCCGUCGCUGCUGGGUCCCAAUCAGAGCCACCGCCUCAGCGGACAUCCACCAUUGGUGCACAUGACGCCACCGCCUCAGACGCCAUCGUCGCCGACAACAACACUGGCGACGCCACCGUCGACGACGCCGCUGCCGACGACAACAACACUGGCGACGGCAACACUGGCAACGCGGCCACAGCUGCUGCGGCUUGCGGCCAAGACGCCCAGCCUGUGGGGCCUGCUGUGGCGGCAACACAUGCUGUCAUGCACGGCGCUGCCGCAGCUGCCGGCUCCACCCCCGCUGCCGGCGCCGGUGCCGCCACCGGGUGUGCAAGUGCGGAUGCGCAAGAGAGCGGUGCUACAGGAGGGGCAGAGGCAGCGGGAUGCGGGAGCCAUGUCGCUGAUGGCGACCAGGCAGCAGCUCCUCUGGACGUUGUCGCUCUCGCGGGGCAGCAGCUCCCGGGCGCAUGGGAGGGCGCCAGCGGCAGCAGCAGAAGCGGUGAUGUGGUCGUCGACGGGG